Molecule: messenger RNA, 696 nt
Organism: Galendromus occidentalis (western predatory mite)
Lineage: Eukaryota; Metazoa; Arthropoda; Arachnida; Mesostigmata; Phytoseiidae
Exons: 1
Coding region: 1-696 (231 amino acids)
Biological process (GO): transmembrane transport
Cellular component (GO): membrane
Molecular function (GO): transmembrane transporter activity
Source: RefSeq, a predicted model, not a curated record
AUGAGUGUCAAUCUUGCCCUUAUCCGUUUUAUCUAUCCGCACAACACGAUCGGUAAAGGCAUCGCCUUAAAUGGGCUUGUGAUUGGACUAGGCGUCGCUUCAGGGCCGUCCAUCGGAUCACUGGUUCUUGAAUUUGCUUCGUGGCAAUGGAUUUUCUGGGUCAAUCUGCCGGUCGGUCUGCUUGCACUUGUUCUUGGCUGUUUCACUCUUCCCCCGACGCCCCUGUCUGAGCGUCCACUGAACCUGAAAGCAAUCGUGCUCAGCAUCGCGGCAACGACUUUAACGGUGAUCGGGAUUGACUCACUUGUGCAUGGCGGUCGGGCGGGCGCCGGCUUGCUCACGCUUUUGGGUUUUAUUUGCGGCGUGUCGCUCAUUCGACUGGAGAAGAACGCCCGCACACGUGUCGUUCCGACGGAUCUGCUUCCGAUACCGGAUAUAUUCCUGGCAUUCUGCGUGAGUGGUCUCGCUUACGUGGCCACCAACCUUUACAUCAUUGGCCUUCCGUUUACUCUGGAAACGGUCUUCCACCGUGCGCCGACCGUCACGGGUUUUUUGAUUACGCCCUGGGCGUUAUCUGUUGGGAUCACAUCUUACCUGAUCGGCAAACUGGCCGAUCGCUGGCCGGCCGCCCUGAUCGGCGGUAUCGGGCUGGCGAUGACGGCGACGGCUUUUUCCUUCUAUGGUGCCUGCCGGUGA